Molecule: messenger RNA, 2160 nt
Organism: Ornithorhynchus anatinus (platypus)
Lineage: Eukaryota; Metazoa; Chordata; Mammalia; Monotremata; Ornithorhynchidae
Gene: PRR22
Product: proline rich 22
Exons: 2
Coding region: 68-2092 (674 amino acids)
Source: RefSeq, a predicted model, not a curated record
GGUCCAGACUGCUGGGAUCCCACCCUCAAUCACUGGGAUCCCUACACUGACUGCUGGGAUCCAGCCAAUGUCUGCCGGGACUCCACCUACAACCACUGGGAUCCAGGCCCAGACUGCUGGGAUCCCUACAAUGACUUCUGGGAUCCCACCCACAACCACUGGGAUCCCACCCACAACCACUGGGAUCCCACCCACAACCACUGGGAUCCCAUCCCAGACCCUCAGGAGCCCACCUACAACCACCUGGAUCCAGCCCCAGACUGCUGAGAUCUGGUCCUCAACCACCGGGAUCCCAACCACAACUGCCGGGAUCCAGUCCCUGACUGUUGGGAUCCCUACAGUGACUUCUGGGAUCCCAUCUCAACCCCUCAGGAUCCAACCCACAGCCACCUGGAUUCUUCCACAGACCAUUGGGAUCCAGGCCUCAACUGCUGGGAUCCCUCCAAUGACCACCGGGAUCUCAUCCACAACUGCCGGGAUCCCACCCACAACCACCUGGAUCCUGCCCCAGCCCAUCAGCAUCCAGGCCCAAACUGAUGGAAUUCUGCCCCAGCCCAUCGGGAUCCAGCCCCAGACUGCUGGGAUCCUGCCCCAGCCCAUCAGGAUCCUUCCCCAGACUGAUGGGGAGCUGCUCCAACCCAUCAGGAUCCAGCCCCAGAUUGGCGGGGUCUUGCCCCCAACCACUGAGAUCCCUCCACUGACCACCAAGAUCCCACUCACAACAAGCUGGAUCCUGCCCUCAACCUCCAGGAUCCUUCCACUGACUCCUAGGAUCUCGUCUAAGACUGCCAGGAUCCUGCCCAAGCCCGCCAAGAUCUCAUCCGUGACCACCGGGAUUCCGCCCCAGGUGGCCCCAAUCCCAUCCACGGCUGGCGGGAUCCCGCCCCCGACAGACGGGAUUCAGCCCCCAACAGCCGGGAAGCCACCCGCGACUGGCAGACCCCGGCGCCAGGUUGGCCGACCCCCACGCCGGGCCGGCAGACCCCCACGCCGGCCUGGCCGACCCUCGACUAAGACCUCCAAGGUGUCAUCAAAGACCGCCAAGCUCCUGCCUCGACCUGACGUAGUCCAACCUCCUACUGCCAACUCCAACCUACCACUUAGUCGAAACUUCCAGAUGGCACCCUGCGGCUGCUUAUUCGACCCCCAGUACUUCCAGAUCAAACCGGCCAGCGACGGUUCCUCCACUCUCGUCAAAAUCGCCGAGCCCCCUGAGCCCAGCACUCCCUUGGGGGAGCCCCAGGGCCACAGCCAACCACCAGCCUGGCCCGAUAUGUAUCCGCAAAGCCAGCCGGGGUCAUUGACCCCUCAGGAUUUCCACCCUUCCCCACCCAAGAAGAAGAAGAAGAAGAAGUCGAGGGCCCCAUUCCCCCCUAUCGGUGCUGCAGAGGGGACACCGGCCCCCGGCCCCCAACCGGCACAGCCUCCCUGCCCUCGCAGAAAGGGAAGACCUAAAGUGACCAAGAAAACCUCGAAGAACUCCUCACGACCAGCCCCCGGUUAUCCUAACGGGGGGCAGACAGGCUACCAGGCAGGGGGAGGGCCCCCCGCUCCGCCACUUACUGCACCUAGCUCGGCAGACAACACAAUCCCCUCUGACUCAUUCUUGCAGAGUGCCACAUUGACUCUCCCUCAAGCAGGCACGGAGACCAGAGAGCCAGAGGGGACGACCGGGCCUUCUACCACCCCGCAGACUAGUAGUCUCCUGGCUGAAACUAGACAAAUCCUGGACCAACCUUCCUCCUCCACCAGCAUGCCCCCCCAGUCCCAGGCCAACGAGGUUGUGUUGGAUGAAAUCUUGUCCCUGCUGGACCUUCCCCAAGAGGACCCAGUCUACACCAGUGGCCCCCCACAACCGUUCCAGGGGGAUGAGCGUGAUGAUGGCAGUGGCAUCCUCUGGCUGGACCUCCCCGAUGAGCUUUUAUCCUUGAACUACGACGAGACAAAUCUCCUCGACAUGAUGUUGGAUUCGAAUGACUGGAACCUGGUCUAUCCCUUACCCGAGCCCAUGGGCAACCAGCAAAAUUACUCCAGAUAUGCAGCCGGAGAUGGGAGCCGAACCCCAAGUGCCAACAACAGGCUGGACCUUUAGUUCAAAGACCAGGAGUAGCACCCUGGCCCCCGAUGCUGUUUGAAUAAAGGGAGUGUCCGACCUUUCCC